UUUAUCUGACACUCAGGGCGACAACUCAAUCAGCUGUAACACGCACAUCACAGAACUUCCAUCCAGAGCCCCAUGAACCGGUCUAGCCCACAUUCACAAUCACACACCGACACGGCACUGGAUCCUGGAACGGGGUGCGGUGUGGUGCGGUUGUUUUCGAAGAGAAUAGGUCACGAGAAGCACAUUCACAAGACGUAAAAAUAGUCGCACAUUUCAUCCUGCGUCCUCCUGAUGAUGGUGGUGGCAAUUGCAAUCAUGGUGAAAUCGCGCGGACAGCUGGUUUUCCGACAUCACUCGAGUUGGCAAAAUUUUCCCAAAUUGACAGAGGAAAGUAAUUAAUAUUUGAGCUGCGGAGUUUGCGGACCAGAAGCGAGAUUCGACAUCGAUUAAAGUUGUCCGUUUUUCGGAAACAAAUUUGAUUAAUUGUCCACAAGAUGGUCGACUCUGCAGUUCUGGGGCGACAGGGCCGGGUGGAAUUGGGUUAUGGAGGUGUGGGAUUUUAGGAUUCCGAUACGGAGGAAGAAUAAGAAUGACACAAGUUCGAUGCAAUUCGGAACGAGCGGUGAACGGACGAACGGACGGACGGAAGAGACAAUUACUACACACUUACAGAGCCCACUUACAACUGCACUGCGUGUGGUGGGUGGCGGUGGGUUGAGAGGGUGGGCUUGGGGUAUGGUGCAAGGUGUUCGAGACGAGGUAAUAAGGUGCUGCGCAUGUGUAUUUGAGGGAAAACCCCGCCUCUGUGUGCAGCAGUAGAAGGCGCCCUGUCGGAAAGCGAGCGAGGAACUCCGGUCAGGAUGCUGCUAUCUGUAUAGGUCACCGUGUCGUGUCGUCGUGUGUCCUAUUGAUGUCCUAUGGAUGUGUCGGUCGGUUGGCGAGGCAUUGCGACGAGCCGAAGCUUGGGGCUCCGAACUUUCGAAGGCGAAUCGGUUUGCGGUGGAUGUAGUUGUGCGGGAUGUACGUGUGACUCGGAGCUUCGAGGCUUCGGGGGGUGAAAAUUAUGUAAUUCUUCGAGCAGAAUCAACAGUCUGUUGUUUCGAGUGAGGGCUCAAGGGGGUAAAAGGGUGGAGGAGACAGUGGGUUCAGCGGGUGAUCGACAUGCGCAUUGCAAGGCUCACGGAAGGUUUCACUAGUGGGGGUGGAAAGGUUUCAGGUUGUUUUCGUUUUUUUCGUUCGACCGGUGUCGGCACAACAUUACUUUGUUGGCGCCAGUCUUGCUGUGUGGGUGCAUCGGUUUUGAGGGGAACUGCUCGAAAUGGUCGUACCUGCUCGAAUGAUAACUCUUUCACAGUUAAUGGUCAUAGAUUGACUGUCGAAUUCCCCCUCGUCAUAGCCGCUUAGUCGCUCGGUGCAACGUGUUUCAAGUGGUUCUGAUUCCUUUCCGCUUUGUCGUGUUUUAUCCUCUCGAGUUCAACCAGAACGGAGGCACGUGUGGUUGUGAUGAGCCAUCGCUGUGUGUGGGCGCAUACUGUCGCAUCAACACGUACACCGUCGUUUGCGUGAAGGGGAUUUUCGGCUUUUCCUAGCACGACGAAAGGAAACUAGGAAAGAGUAACAACGGAGACCGAUUUCCGAAGUCGCCGUUCGGAAGCACCCGUUUUCCCCGGUGUGUUACUACAUACUUACAAAACAACCGACGUGCGGUCCGUGCUUUAGUCUACAAUUGAGUUUUGUAUAGUUAAGUCGUGAUCAUAUACACUUGUUGUUUGUUGUUAUAUUUAAUUAUCUGUCUAUAAGCUGUGUCUGUGUUUUUCGGAAAAACCGUCACAAGAAGUGGAAGAUCGCGAUUUUUGCGGAAGAAUCUAGGUUGACACCUGAUUCUUCUCCAAGGGGGAGUUCAGAGAGUGUGGAAGUUCUUUCCAGCCUCCUUCCGGCCAGACAGCGAACCGACAGCAGUCAAUAAAGCGUUUUUGAACUACACAAGUGCAGGAGAUUCGUACGCUCGGCUAGAACGUGUGUUUCCAAGCGAGUCGCGCGAUCCGGCGUUCUCAGAUAGAUCGUUUCGAUCUCCGCCAGUUUGGUGAUUUUGAAAAAAUUGAAUAGCAGCAAAAACAUUUCCAGAAAAAAGUGGUAAUAUAAAAACAAUUAAAUUUGUGCUUUGCAUAAAAAAGUGAAAAGGCAGUGAGUUGUGUUUGAUAAAAUAUCGAGCAUCCAGUGCGGGAAAAAAUCAAGACUUGUAGUGUGCACCACGAGUGAAGUGAGUUUGAGCAGAAAAAAAAAAUCUAUAAAUCCUCCUUGGAGAAAAAAAAAAUAAAUAUAAUAAAAGUUAGUCCAAAGAAGUUGAAACUGUUUCUCGUCUCUCCGGUUUGAGCUCAGAGCAAAGAAGAAAGUAUUUCGCGUUGAAAAGCGAGGCAAAAUUUAUCGCUCGUUAAAGUAGUGGGUGUCGAAACGGGCGGAAAGUCUGCCGUUCCAGCUAGAUCGCUAACCGCAUACCGAAGGCACUGUGAGAAGAGAUUGCACGUGGAAAAAGAAGAAGCUGAGCAGAAGCAGCAGCCGUAGAAGAAGAAAAAUUCAGUAUAAAUCAUAAAUACACAUACCGCAAAACAACAAGUCCCGAAACUCCCGAAAACCCAUCGAAAGUGUUGGUGGUGACGUAGAAGGUGGCGACACAGUGAGAGAGGCGCGCGCGGAGAGCUGCUGCACACCCCACACAGCCCCUUUGAUCGGUCGGUGGGGGAGAAAACGCAUUCUCUUGUGUGAGUUUAAUCAAUUUAAUAACAUUCACCCGAGCCACCCUCUCCGGAGGAAAAAAAAAACACCGAAGAAAAACCGCUCUCUGAUAGAAAACAGAAAAACAUACCCACAGUUUAAGUGAAUCGCCAACAGUGAAGAAAAAAACUCUCGCAGUUCGAUUCGUUCCUGAAGCUUGAAGGAGACGACGACUAAAGCAGCCGCACUACUACCAUCCAGAGAAGAGGAGGAAAAAACACGCAGAAGAAGCAUCCAAAAGAGAAGCCUGAAGUUAUUCCAAUAUUAAUUUCGGUUCCUGCAAGUGAAUUCAAUACAUUCCAUAUGGUUCACAUGAUAGAAAUCGUUCGUCAAGGGAAAGUUGACUUUCCUCAAGUGAUUAUGAACCGUGCUAUUCAAGUUAAGCCAGCGGAUAGCGAGAACCGCGGUGAUCGAAAGCUUUUCGUUGGCAUGCUUAGCAAGCAGCAGACCGAGGAGGAUGUAAGACAGUUGUUUAACGCGUUCGGAGCCAUUGAAGAGUGCACGAUACUGAGAGGACCAGACGGUGCCAGCAAAGGUUGCGCCUUUGUGAAAUUUACCUCGCAUCAAGAAGCUCAAGCUGCUAUAACAACUCUUCACGGUAGUCAAACUAUGCCGGGUGCGUCCUCUAGCUUAGUGGUAAAGUUUGCGGACACUGAGAAAGAGAGGCAACUCCGUCGUAUGCAGCAAAUGGCCGGUCAUAUGAACCUGCUGUCCCCGUUCGUCUUCAACCAGUUCGGACCGUACGGUGCCUACGCACAACAGCAACAAGCAGCACUGAUGGCCGCGGCCACCGCACAAGGAACCUACAUCAACCCGAUGGCCGCGCUGGCAACACAAAUACCUCAUGCGUUGAACGGUUCAGGACAACCCGUGAACGGUACCAUCCCGUCGCUACCCUCGCCAACGAUGCCAACCUUCAACAUGGCAGCACAAACGCCGAACGGCCAACCGGCCGGCUCGGAAGCGGUCUACACGAACGGAAUCCCUCAAACCUACCCGGGGCCCAUUUACGUAGAUGCGCUCCACCUGUCGAUACCGGCCCAAGGACUUCCAAAUGGGGACGCUGCCCUACCGCAUGCGGCGUAUCCCGGCAUCCAGCCCUAUCCUGGUGUCGAUUUCUUUUUCUCCCGUAACGAUGAGUUUGGUCCUCUUAGUUUGAACUCCUACCCAGCCGUAUAUGGACAAUUUCCGCAAGCCAUACCACAACCGAUUGCCACCAUUGCACCAGCACAACGUGAAGGCUGUUCCAUAUCAGGCCCGGAAGGCUGCAACCUGUUUAUCUACCAUCUGCCGCAGGAGUUCGGCGACGGGGAGCUGAUGCAGAUGUUUAUGCCCUUCGGUACUGUGAUAAGUUCGAAAGUCUUCAUCGAUCGGGCUACGAACCAGAGCAAGUGUUUCGGUUUUGUGUCAUUUGACAAUCCUGCCAGCGCUCAAGCGGCAAUCCAAGCCAUGAAUGGUUUUCAGAUUGGUAUGAAAAGACUGAAAGUUCAGCUGAAGAGACCAAAAGACGCCAACCGACCCUAUUAACAAUCAGAGAUCAAAAGCGCUUUAAAGAGUGCUUCUGCUGAAGCUUUAAAAUACGAAGUUAAUCCCUAGACAAAACAAAACACUAUAUCAUCAAUUAAUGAAAAGUGAAAAAAUUCAAAAAAAAAUCUAAAAAUUACAAAAACAAAAACCCGUUCGAUAUAAAGUACAGUAAAUAAUCUACUGUGAGCUGCUACCACACUAAAACGGCGCACUUUUGGAUGCUACAAUCAUGCGAGAGGAUUUAACAUCAUCUUUCCUCUAAGAGCAACAAUUUCAACCUACCACCAUCGCCAGCAUCAGCGGCAACCUUCUCAGCAAAACAAAAACGUGCGGUAUGAGAGGCGCAGAACAAAGUCCAACUCUAGUCAAAAGCCACAAACCACAUAAAAGUCAUUAGAAAAGUUACCCCACGCCCCCCUCAAACAGUAGUCCCCACUCAUCGUGCUCUUUAUCCAUCGCCCAGCCCGGACAUCACCUCUCCAGCCGCCAACGCCAGAGAAAAAUCUCGUUUUUGUUGUGUACAAAGUUUUUCUGAGUUUGAAAAGUCCUCCCGAAAACUGACAAACAGUGUGUGAUUAGAAUCAUUCUGUGAGAGCACGUGAAACGAGCCUAGAACCGAACCCAUUGAAUAACAUUUAAGCAGAGGAGAUACGUCUCUCAGUUGGAAUCCACCAUGCUCUGUAAAUGAAUAUAGAUAUAUGAUACACAAAAACACAUAUAUUAUAUAUACAAUUCCUAAGAAUAUUUAUACAUUAGGUCGUAACGAUGAGGCAGGAUUUAAGCGAACAGCGGAGGAAGAGGAAGUUUUCUUUGAGUUAAGCCAUUUUUCAUCGUGCCAUUUCGGGGAAAGGACGCAACCAAAAAAAAAACAGGAAGAAUUUAAGUAAAGUAAGUUUUUUGUUUCACGUGCCAGACACGGAAAUUCGAGGUUAGGCUUAGUAGAGCUGCAUACAUUUUGGCACAUCCACACGCAUGGCAGGAGAGGACUUUUACUAUUAACAGGAUACUGUGCAAACAAAAAUCAUACACAUUUAACUUAAUGAGAAAGGUAAGAGAACUAAAGAGGGCGAGCAGUAAAAAUUGAACCUAACCACUAGACCACUGAAGUUCUAUAUACAUAACUAAGCGAAAUACUAUUAUAUAGGAAGUUAGAUAAACAGAACUUAUUAAAAAGGAGUAUUUAAAUUAAAACCUACAACACUAGUGACGUAAUAGAGCAAAAUGAAUGGGGAUGACCUAAGUGGAAAAUUUGGACUGUAAAUCGACAGAAGGACAAAGGAACGUGCUCUUUUACAGUGCAUGAGGGCGACACUAAGGACGGCCGUAAGCGAGCGGAACGCCGGUAUGAAACAAUUGCCCACUACUUAGUAUACUAGCUAGAAGUAAUUUACCUAUAUUGAUAAAUAUGGAAAUGGAACGCAUCCACUUUCACCUUUACACACACACAAAAUACACGGACACAUACAAGAAUCACAAUAUAUUUGCAUUGCACGGCAAAACAGUAAUCAUUCAAGUUUGGGAUGGUGCAAACCUAGUGAUCGAGCAUACCUAGAGAAAUUACUUAGAAAUUUUUAGAGCUAACACUUGAUGCUCGGUUUUUAACCAUAUUAAUCUUACGGCAUUGUAGAAUGCUUGGAAGUAGUUUGAUUGUUUUUAAGUUUCAUCCUUUAUUUAUUCGCUGUUUAAUUAUCUCCAUUAGAGCAUCAUUAUUACCUGUUUCAGUAUUAAUUUAUUCAACUUUUAAGUAUUUAACCAAGCCUACUUUAAGUUACUUUAUCCUAUCCCUACUUUCCUUGCUCCCAUCGUCGCUAAACAACUGAUUUUGUGAUUUUUAAGUGCAAUAUCGUUUAACUGUUUUUCGACUUGUCUUCUUAGAAGAGCGAAUUUACUACUUAGUAACAUAAAUUUGUUAGAAGCAUUAGAGCUGUAAUAAAUGAACUAGGUUUAAUUAACUAUUUGAUAAACUUACGCAAAUGAGAUAGGAAAGUUCAGCUUGCAGCAAACCCAACUAAUAAAGACCCCUGAACUACGCGUUAUAUGCUAAUUAAUCACCAGAAAAUACAAGUAAAUGAACAAACCUACAUUCAUUCGAGAUGAAUCUACAGCUAAGUAAAGCCAAAAAUGAGAUAAACUUGUAAAGAGAGCGGUUUGCAAAAAUAAAUGCCAGAACAAGUCCACGUUAGCGAAGGUUGAAGAAACACCGCAAACCCGUAUUUAUUAUAAAAGAAAAAUUAGUUCGAACUGAAUGCCGGAACAAAUACGAAUACAGCUAGUCACGUUAGAACCCGUAAAUUUAAGGCGCCUCUCUUUCCCAGUAUUUCUAUUUUCCUAUUUGCAGACCCGUUAUCCCAUAGCCAGAGUUCAACAGUCUGUAGGUUUCAUCCCCGGAAAUUCAGAUUUAAGGUAGCGAUAUUCAAUCGUAAAGCUUUCGGUGCAAAUCCUUAACGUCAUGUAGCUAAAUAAACCCCCGACCCGAUUCUUUAGAUUUUUUACCCACCCCCAACCGUCAAUGGUCAUCAAGCUGGAGACGUCAGUCAGGGCAGUGAUGCCAUCAAUUCGACAACGCAGCAGUGACGGAAAGAGAUUUCGAGGGAAGGAGUCGGCUGCCAAUGCCGUCGCGGCUUUGAACGGGAUGCGGUGUAUAUUAGAGAAAAAAAUCGCGCUGCAGGAAGGUGGAUUUCAUGGUGAGGAUUAUCUUUACGUUUUUAAUUAGAAAAGUGUGAGGAUUAAGUGUGGUUUAUGAACGAUGGAUACGGUGGAGGUCUCAUCAUCCCCGGUUGGGAUGGUGUUAUUAUAUUUUUGAUGGGAAGAUUUUUUUUUAAGGCGAGGAACGAAAUGACUGAGGUGAUGUGUUUUAUGUUGGCUAUAUCUUCCAUCAUGACAUAUGAGAAGCUCCGGAAACAGUACCAUUAAAUAAUGAGUAUAAUUGAAAACAAUGAACAUCUGCAAAGAUGUACGCCAAUUGUAUCACAUUUAUUCCAUAAGAACAACUCCAGUUGCCAAGUAUUUCACUGGAACACUUCUUUAAAGAAUUCUAGAGAAAUCAUGGGAAACCAACUAGUAGUAUUUGAAGCUAAACUCCGUGAAAAAUGUGUAUACAUAUUUUUUUUUUUUUUUGCGAAAUCAUGAUUCUGCCAUGGAGAAUUAUUGACUAAUUAUUUAACGCAAGCAUGAGAAACAGUCAUUCAAUUAUUGCUUCUCCUUCAUUCACCACCGCACACAAUCUGAAGCGAUUGGGUUUCUCUCCCAACCAAGCGAGUUCUUUCGACUGUCAUUGUUCAUUCUGUUUCCACCGGGCGAUACAAGACUCGACGGUUGAAUGAACCGCUUCCGAAUCUGUGUGUCAAACGCGUGUUCAAUGUAAGGGGCCAUUCAUAAACCACGUAGGAUUUAUGGGGGGAGGGGGGGGGUGGUUGUUCUGGCCAAAGUCUACGCUCCAUACAAAUUUUAAAAUUUGUGUAUGUACAAAAGUCUACGAGGGGGUAGGGGGGGGGGCCUGAGAUGACAAAAUUUUGGUCUACGUGGUUUAUGAACAGUCCCUAAGUCGGGCGUGAAAGCAUUUGGUUUGGAACGUUCAUUCGACGUUCUUUGGGUGGAUUCAGAACUAGGAAUAGAAUCUUUGAAUGCGUCCGGAUGCAAUCGGCUGAGUAAGUUUUAGUGGCUUUGACGUGGUUCGAUGCUGCUUAGAUGGUCGGCGUUUGUCGUUUGAAGUGAAAAUGACAGUGAGUAUCCAUCCGGAAAUUGCAUAACAUUGGGGAGCAUUGCUAUUGUUGUUAUUUGGUUGGUAUUCCAUAUUCAUUACUCAUAAUCUUAACGAAACUAAAAAAAAGCAAAAAAUAGAUUAUGAAAUGUUGAGAUAAAAUUUUCCUGAAUGCAAAGAUCAAGUCGAUGCAACCAGAGCCAAGUUAAAACACAUCCUUCUAUACAGUUUCCGUCUAUUUUUUUCAUUAUUUUUGAUAUUUCACAUUAGUUUCUUACCUUAAUCAAAGCAAAUAUGCACCGAAUGAACCUAUACUAUCGCAGAGCAUACUUUGGAAAUCCGUAAAUUUCGCCGCAACUAGAGCACAACGCACACAUAAGCGCAAAACCAACUUUGUUAACUUAGACUUUUCGUUAAAAUUGUUAAGAGCAAGAAUCAAACAAAAAAAAAGUUACGCGCACAAUUUUUGAACGGUGAUAACGAUAAAGUGAAGCUCCACACUCCACAGAACCAAAAGUACCCUCCCGUCGCGUCGAUCACAAUUACGAAGAUCUCUCUGAAUUUAUCACACACGCAAAACAAACAAAACAACUUGAAUGAACCUAGGUAAUUCAACAAAUGGGCUGUGAUUUACGUGUUUUAUUUGUAAUGAAAACUCGGACUACUUUACACCUGUAACCAACCACCUAUCGACCCUGGUGAAGCUUUGUGUUCCGUACCGGUCGGUCUUUGGACCGCUAGAGAUGAAUGUGUAUAAUCGAAACGUCUGUAAAGCGAUGCUAGUGACAUCUACAGUUUGCGCCCGCAGAUGAGCGGCCUAUCGAAUGUGAUCGUUGUACAGCUGUACAGACUGUUGGAUAGUUUGGCGAAAUACUACAUCUGGCAUAGUUACUCGAUGAUUUUGUUUGACAAAAGACAAAAACUUUAAAAUAAACACCAUUCUCGAUGUUUGCUUGUAAAACUGUUGAAAUCCAUCAGCCUCAGUGAUACCGAUAAUCGAGAUGCGAUCGUUUAGUGGCACUAUUGUUCUCCGUGUUUCCGUUGUUGAUGUGCAACUCGAAGUUAAUUACUACUACCACGUGAUUAGGGCUGUCGAUGCAGAACGAGCGAGUGGAAUUUGAAACAAACCAGUACCUUAACACCUAAUAAUUAGGAAGUAAUGCGAGAAAUUUUAAGAAAAUUAUUUACAUCAAAUCAAUGUCGUAAUCUAAUACAAUAGCUGUCGAGGAGAUUGAUUGGGUUUCUUUCAAUAUUCCAUUAUUCACCGACGUGGAACGUACUUUUGGUUCAAGGGUCUGAGCUUCGUAACUUACAGGGAAAAAGUCACCAUUUUUAUGACAAGGUCCGAGUCCUUUUCCAACGAAUCCACCACCUGCAGCCGAUCCCUUAUUGCCAAACUUUAAUUCGAGCAUUUAGAUCGUGUAAAUACUGUACAUUGAUACUCUAGUUAUAUAAUCUCUUUAAACCGAAUAAAUACUAAACACUUAUACCUACUAGAAAUAGAAUACCACAUAAAAAGGAAAGAAGCGAAAGGAAGAAAGUUGAUUCAAUCAUAUCAGUUUGAAAAUAAUUAUUUUUAACAAAAACAAACAUACCUAUACCUAUACACAGAACAAAAAACACCGAUAUACUUAACGAAAAAAAAUCGCAUAUAUAGCAUAUAGUUUUGAACAAACAAGUAUAAAAAGAACAUGAAAGGACUACAGCCCAACGAAAGUGAACCCACCUUUUAACGAGCAUGCUUUUGAUUGGUUCGUCCCUUCCUCGCCCUUCCUACCUACACCCUAUCCAGCUCCACCCCUCCCAACUAGUUUCCAGUUAUGAAAUUGGUAUUUUGAACCAAUUCUGUUGGAUAUAUUCCGCUGUCAAUGGUAAUAGAAGGCCCAAUUAGGUACCAAGCCUGAAUAUAGAUGAAAACCCCUGUUAGUAGUUGUUUACUCGUAGCUCGCUUAAUCACUGUACCCUGUCACCCCUUCAGCCCCCUUUCCAACCCUCCCACUGAGUACUGCUCUACACCACAUAAAGCAUGGUUAAUCUCGUAGAAGACAAUUACAGCCUCCCCCCCUAACCGAAGAUAACGCUCCUCCCGGCACAUUUUCUCGUGUUGUGUUGUUUCAAAGGAUGAAAAGAUUAGAAAAAAAGAAACCGCUUAAUCGAGAGGACAACACUUAAACCGAAAAAAAAGAAUCAACUCUAUAUAUAUGCCCGUAUCAAAUCCGUACUGAGAUAUACAAUAAAUUAGGUGACGAUCAGCAGGUGCAGAGUACCAGCAAAGCAAAAACUAAAACAUUCGACACAAGUAGUACAUUUCCGGGAGCGUCCGGGAUUUCUCUCAAGCUGUUACCAGUCGGCAGCCGUUGGUCAGUUGGAUACUAGAAUAUAGCAUUACAGACGCCACCAUCAUCUACACCUGAUGUAACAUACAAAAUAGAUGGUUUCGUUCGAUGUUGGAAACUGCAAAGAGCUCCAGGUUGAAACGGUUGAGGGCUGACGCGGAGUGUUGUAAGUAUCAGAACACGUGCGGGAGAUUCAGUAUUCUAUACAAUCAAACUGCAUUAUCAGAUUCUGCAAGUGAUAAAUCAUUGGCGGAAUAAAGUCAUUUAAAGGUAAUUUAAAGGUAAUUAACACCUCUUAAUUGUAAGAAAGCUAUAAACAGUUUUCAUACAUUUAGACUGUGAAAAACCAUCCUGAUCAAAAUAAGCAACUUACGCGCUGAUAUCUUCUACAGGGCAACCACAAUUUCUUGGAUGUCUGGUUAUGUCAGGCGUAUUGUCACAAAUUAAAAACUCAUUUAUAACUUAAGAACCGAACAGUGGGAGUACGUUCUUGCUUCCAUCGAGCACACUCAAUUGAAUGAGUGGUUUUAGGUCGCUAUCCAGCUAAAGCACUUUGUUUGUUAUUGAAAUGCCCUGACAGCCAGUAGGUCGUUGAAUGAAUAAAAGCUCAAUGAAGACAUUCACAUGAUACCUUCCUCAUAUAAAGAAUUUUACAAUUGAACGAUCUUAUUUACUAGCCUACCUUAUGGGUCCGUUUUCUUAUUGGGUCCCUUUCGACGACGCCGCAGCAGCCGGUUGAUCUGGCGGCCUAGUCGCUCUUUUUUCAAACACCACCGAAUAACCAUUGGAAUUGUAAUCUCCAGCUACACUGAUCAAAUACCGCAUGCCAUAACCAUAACUAUUUGAUCUCCACCGUCGGCAAGUCGAUUGAUUCUGCAGUGAAAAUCGUCGUCAUCCGACCAAAUGGAUCGCACUUCACCACACUCGCACUAAAAAUUCAAAUGUGCCGCUUUUCCGCGACUGCAGCAGCACUGAACGAUUCCGAUAAUGUUUGACAUGUUUACAUUGGCGCACGAGUUCGUGUCCGACUUCAUACCUGGAAAAAGUCCGACAGCGAUAUCGAUUGCAGACAUACGAUUCUAUUACUGCACUAUCCAAAGGAUGGCAUCUGAGCACGGUGUACAACUUUUUUGUGAUUUUGUAUGCCGUGCCAUCUGAGAUGCUUUCGGACACCGUCUUCAGCCAAAGGCUGCACAGACUGAAUGAAACUUAACCCGGGAGCGGUCGCGUCGUGUACUGAAUACACGCACCAUGAAAAAUGCACGCUUGAUGUACACAGCGUGAGCGCGGCGUCGCUGCAGGUAGUCAAAGACGCGACUGCUCGAGGGUUAACACUAGACAAGGGACACGCGGAGCAUGCACCAGAUAAAGAGAAGAAACUAUUCUCACGAAAAGUUUCAUGGCCCGGAGUGAGGAUCGAACCCUCACCCCACAGCAUGGUGCGAUUAGAAGCUUGGUGACCCUAACCGCACGGCUACGAGGCUCUUUUCAUGCCGUGCUCUCGGGAUUGCAUGAUUGCAUAUCAGGGCUUAUUUCAGUGUUAGUGACUACGUACUAAUGCGUGUGCUGAGUGAAUGUUCCGAAACAGUAGGUCGUAGGGUAAAUCUCCAAUUGCUCCACGGCAAAAAAAAAACUCGCCAAUUAUUGCACAUCUCAUAAUAAAAGCAUUAAGCAUUGGCGAGUUUUUAGCCGUGCAGCAAUUGACAAUUAACCAUAGGUAUAAAUAAAACAGUUUUCAUAUAUGUUAAAUUUGCUUCUUUCAAACAUAUGGUUUAACUACAAGCGAGCAGAGUAUAACUGUCGAAACAAACCUUUUCUGCGUAAUGCUGCCGAGAGAUCUAUACUGGAAGCUUGUGGUCUAUGGUUCCGCGUAGAAGUUGCAGAUUUAUCCAAAUGGUUAUUCGGAACGCAAGUUAAAUCCAGAGGAUAUCUGGACAACCGAACUAGAGGAACAAAUCAUGCAGAUAUUUCUUGCAAGCCGAUAAUUCUUAAAAGAUGUUGCAAAUUCUAUGAAGACGCUGAUGAAUGUUGGAGUCAAAACUCAUUCAAAAACUCUUCCACAAGGAUUUAUCCAGAAAUUCAAUCAAAGAUGUUUUUUGAAACUCUCUUGGAUAUACCGUUUGGAAUGCCUUACAGAGCAUUCCUUCUACAUUUUCCUUAAUAUCGAAAUAUCUCCUGGGGUUGCUUACGAAAUUCCCUGAGAAAUAUCGAAAAUAAACCUGGUGGAUAUCCCUGGAAAACUUCUGCAGAAGUCUCGCAUCCCGGGAGAAACUAUUAGAAAGCUAUCCCGAAAAACCCACUAAGAGCAACCCAUACAGGAGCUUUAGGAGAGUUUUGCUUGAUCCGCGGAAUGAAUCACCCGAGAAAAUCGGGGAACAAAACCGGGAAAACCUUGAGCUUGAGCUCCAUCGACCGCCUGUAGAGGCUACUCCAGUAUCGUGGGACCAGCUAUAUUCACAAAAAGAACCAAUAAAAUAGCUGCUUGGAUCCAACAGGCAUCUAUAGUGUGUGAGUAUUGAUGACCUUCUUUUCUAGGCGACAAUGGCGCCGGCUACGCCAGGUUGCUGGUCAAUGUGGGGAUGGCGAGGAAAGUGAUGAUUGCAGUAACUUGUUGUCAACAUGCCGUGAAGUCCGCUGCGCCUGCACAAGGUCAUGCGGAUGUCCAAAUGUUGUUGGGAAAUGUUUAUUUUUGGCAUAGUUCACGCAUUGGUGUGUUGAUGCCAGGCGAUAGAUUGCGUGAACAUUACUGUGAAGCGGCACAGUUCGCUUGGCUGCAUAUCUUUUAGGCGCUAUAAAAUUUGGAUGGAAGAUAAACGGGUUUUCUGUCAAUCCAUUUCUCGUUCUAGCGAUGGUUACGCACAUACGUUCAUAUAUGAAAUAGAUAUGCAGAGAAGAGAGUAUUGAGAAGUAGAUGAAAAGAUACAAAGUAGAUGGAAAGAUACAAAGUACGAGGAAUGGUACGAGCCAGAGAUUGAAUCCAGGACCUUCUGCAUGUGAACCAGAAGCGGUAGCCACUGGGCCACUAAGCUCGUCUUAGAAGACAUUCCCGGGUAAUAUUCAUUGAAACCCAGUGAAAAAGUCCUGAAUAAUUCCUGAAUAAUUCCAAUUAGGGAUUCUGGUAGAAAUCGCUGGAAUAACUUUCAGGAAUUCUAGAAGGAACCUUGGGGGUAAAUCUGGUAAAAUCCCUAAAUGGAAUUUUGGGAAAAUCUUUCGAACAAAUCCAGAAACAAUCAUUUUUAGACGAAUUCCUGGAAGAACUCUGGGAGACGUCGCAGCCAUGUUUGACGAUGAUCGGACCGAUGCUUUGCGCCGGCAAGGACUGUUGGUUCACUGCUGAAAGCUUUCCUCCUGGGCCAUCUACGCUGCAAUCAAUCCAAAGCUGUCAUCAUCAAGAUUAAUGAUGGUGCAGCUUCAAGGCUUUAGAUUUCUUAGGCAAUUGUUAGACUAUUAGAUGCUCCAGCCCUCCUUUGACUUUGGGGUCAUUUUUUACCAAAACCGUACAUUGCGUCAGCGAGUUGCUUCCAACGUAAUGCAAAUUUUAUUAAAUUUUCAUUCUUCAAAGAAAUGUUUUGGAUAAAAACAAGUCUAAAUAACUUAAGUUUCUGACACCUCAAAUACAAACACCCAAUAUGGGAAAACCGUUACCCAAACCGGAACUGUAAAGCUUCUCGACAGAAACCCAACAUCAAAACGACCGACCAUCAACCAAACCAUCCAUCCACCACUAUAAAUCAGUGAACGCUCCCACAUAUAGUUAGAAAAGAACAGUCUUCUGUUGAAAAAUCUUAUCUCUUCCGUUCCUACUAUCUAUUUAAGCUCAAGCUGUCACAGGCUUAGUUUGCGUUGAAUCUAUCAAGCACCGCUUCGAUUGACCGAGGCACUUUAUAUCGAAUCGCUAGAAUCUAUACUAUAACACUUAACACUAUCACUCACUUUUGCUAUCUUUAUUCGAACUCUAGUUUAUUUGUUUGGAGGAAAAACUAAACAAACUAAAAAUAGGAAAGAUUUAAAAACUAAACCACUAUUGUAUACUUUUAGACCCUUUGCAGCACGUCUACAUGCACUGUUUGAUCGAAAAAAAAUGCUUCACAAGCAGAAAACAGCAAACAAACGAAAAACCAAAACUAUUUUACCGUAGAAAGUAGAUUACGAAUGUCAUAGGCUAAACUAAAAACAUUUGCUCUUCUCAACAACGCUUUCCAAUAGUUUCUUUCGUUUAGUUUCCCACCUCGUCAGCAGAGGGCUUGUGUUUAGUCAUUCAAACCCUAAGUAACACUCACGCACACUCUCGUACAGAUAAAUCCGUGCAAGCAGCGAGCGUACAGGACUCAGUCGAACAAACAACACACCCACAUAUAGACCCAUAGACGCAUAAACACAUACACACUUCGUAUAAAUUAGGCAUUUGACGCUAGUAAAGGAGGCUACGAGAUGCGAUGAUAAAACUAAACCAAACCUUUUAAGGAAGAAAACUUAACAUUUAGCGAGUAGGAUGAUGCUGGUGCAAAAGAAGCAAGAAAAUAUAACAUGAAUCAUUGUAUAAAUUAUAGGAUACAGGGUAUUUCUUGCAAUUAUAGAGAAAAACAUGUUGAUUCACGAAACUAUUAUUAUUAUUGAAAAAGUGAAAAAAAAUAACAAUUUAGAUGAGAUAAUUAUUGACGACGAUAUCGAUCAGCCGUUUUUCCGUUUUAUGCAAGAAAGAAAAGCACACAUUGUUUGAGGAGGCGAAAAUAUUCUGUUUUGUGAUAUGAUGAGAUAACAACUAUAUGAAAAUUACUAACUUAUAACCAUAUUCGCGGAGAAAGAGAAAUGAAAAAGGGAGAGGAGAACAAAAAAAGUAUAAACAAUAACAAUUGAAGAAUUUACUAAAGAAAAACUAACAGUAUAUGACUAGACUACAGUAUGUACACCGAACAACGUAUUUCAAUUCUCUUCUUCGCGUGAAAUCGAAAAAGAUUUUAUUAAAGUUUCGAAAAUUCCUCCGCCCACAACCCUUACAUGUUAGGUAUGUUCAGUUUGUCCUACAGUAAGUCCAAUUCGAUUUCCUCUUCCGCCACCCUUCUUUCCGAAAACAUGAAAAAUAUGCAUGACUUCUCAUUAGCAUUUCUGCCUAUACACUAUUUUAGAUCUAACUUAUCGAAUUAAAAAAAGAAAAUAGCAUUGAUCAUAAAAAUCUGAGCAAAAACAACCUAGAAGGAAACCAGUAAAAGUGUAGCCAGCCACUUUGCAUUAUGAAGAAUAUACUAGAUAUAUACAAGUAAUUGAGAGAUGCGAGCCAAGACGUGGACUAAAAAACUGUAACCACUCAGCACUAUUUGAGAAGAUGAUAACAAUUGUAAAUUAUGCGAUAUUUAACGCAUCAUAUACAUUUAGUAUAAGAGAAGGAGAUAACCAACCAAAGGCAGAAAUACAUGCAGCAGUCAACAAAACUACUGGAUUAAGACAAAUUUUUAGAGAAAUUUUUCCAUUGGUUCUCUCGGCUGACGAUAUGUGAGAAAUGUGUUUUAACAAGACAUUCUGGUCGCAAGGCGUAAGUUAAGCGGUAGUACAUGCACUCGAGGACAGUAAAAAAUGAAUGCCAUUCAGAACAAAAUAUUCAGGAUGUUUUCCGCUAUACCAGAUUUUGAUUACGAACCAUGACGAUGACGGGCGUUUAACUGAGAAUCAAAAUUUCAACGCACAAGUAGAGGAACCAUAGCUCCCGAGCUCUCGCAAAACAUUCCUCCGUUGAAUUUACUUUUUGAACAAUCAUCACAGGCAUUGCGGUGUACGUUUUGCACUGUUCGAAUCGUGUGUGUACUGCUACUACGCCUUGGGAUUUAUAUGGAAACUUUCCAUCAUUAGUUGAGCCACUUUUUGAAUUGACGUAUAAUCGGCCCUUUCUUUCCGUUUACACCAAACCACUUUCAAUAUACACACGCAUUCUCACACAAUAACAAAGAAGGAAAAAACACAGUAAUUUAAACAUAUAUGGAAGAAAACUUUAAUUAUUGCGACAAUAUCGUAUUAUAAUAAAAAUAAUUAAAAUUGAAAUGAAGCCUUAAAACAUGUAUAUGCAUCAUAGAAAAAAAUGCCAAUUGUGCAUGACUUAAAAAGAAUAUGAAGAUUAGAACGCAGCGCAGGAAUAAAAUCGGAAAAGUGAUUACAUACACACAGUCACUGACAGGAAAAGCGAAAACGAGAAAGUUGCAACUAGUUCCAAACAUCAUGCAGUAGAGUAAAACAGAAUCCAGCAAGACAGCACGAACACAGGCAACAUGCCCUUCUAUUCGACCAUUUGAAUGGUUUCAAUCAAAGAAUUUUCUCUAAACAAAAAUAAAAUGAUAACAUACUAAUUCUAUGAACAAACAAGCAGCUAUUAAUGGUGUUUAACAAGCCAAUUGAACAUACAAGAAGCAAAAAGUCAUUACAACACUAACAAACAAGACAGAAUGAGAGAGAAAGAACGAUAACCGAACAACAAGGAAAGGAAUCGAAACUGAACCACAAAAAUCUUAGUUGUUCCUGUGUCCCCUCCAGAAAAUGAUUGCCCUUCCCAAAGUUCACUAUUGCUAUCGGAUCAGUUGUCAAAUCUACAGACAAAAACACACACACAUACUCACCCAUGUCUCCCUCCUCUAUCCUAGGUUGUUUAAAACUAGUCAAUGGUGUCAAAUUGCUCCACCUCCCACCCCCACGUUUCUCUGGCUUUGGUUAAUCAAUUUUGAUUGUACAUCUUCACGCUCAAUCCACGGCGUGAGUAACUGCAGUUUUCAGCACUCUAACGUUAAAUGAAGUAGAUGAGAACAUAUGAAUUUAUUUGGAAAAUAAAGUAAAUAAGAAGAAUAACACGGAUAAAAUGAGUAUAGUACAUAAAAGUAUAUAUUUAUAAAAAUAAAAUUAUUUAUAUUGAAGAAAAUCUAAGAAAACAAAUGUAAAAAGAACUAUGAUCUAAAUUUUAAGUACAACAGUAUUAGAGUAAUCAUAAAAUAUAAAUUAAUGAAAAUACUGGAACUAGUUUAAAUUGACCUAUUAUUUAGCGCAGAACAAGUAUUCGUGAAAGAAAGAGAAAAUCCAUUUUGAAGUCCUAAGAGGAGUACUUAGUAUUCAUGAAAAGUCCUUGGAAUUAGGUAAUUUCAAUGAAAUUUUAUGAGAUUAUGAACAGCACACCGCGAUAAGAACAACAUUCAACAAUUGAAGGUGAAAACGGAUGGAAAAGUAAAUUCAGAAGUCAUAUCAGGCAAACUCUAAAAUUAACUUUUAAAAAGUAAAUUAAUAGUAAAAAUCAGCUUACAUUCAUUUUUUCAUUUUUAGGAAAAUUUUAUACGUACUCGAUCAGAAAAAAAAAUACACACGCAAGCCCCUAUUAUGAAGAACACAUUCUCCGUCACACCACCGACAUGAACACAUACUUACCAAACUCAUUCAAAGCGUCCAGAAAGAGCUAACCAUUACCAACGUAGCGCAACGUCGUAGCUGCUUCAUAUCAGCAAAAUUUCUAGUGAUAAAAGAUUCUUUUUGAUCAAUUGGCAAACAAAGCAAAUAUGCUAAAUUGUGUCAUCAUCGAAAGUAUCAGCACCUCUUUCUGUUCGCUAGUGAUCUACUACUCAAACUAUUUCAGAAAAAAACUACAACAACAACAAUAGCAACGGAAAAUAAACUAACUAACACAACUACAACAAGGGAAUAUUUGAGGGACGGACGAAAAGCGUACUAAUCAAUUAUCGACAAGAAACAGAUGAAACUAAAUCGCAAGCCAUAUAAUAUAAACACUAGACACAGUGAAAACCUAAACCAUGAACACAAAGUGAAACCACAUUUCCUUAGAAAAAAAAAACGUGGAAACACAACCGAAAACAAACGUAAAAAUAUGAACAAAAGUUUUAGGGAAAUGCAUUAAGCCAGCAUCAUUAUGAAAAAUAGCAUAACAUACAAAAUAUGAAAACAAAAAUGAAAUCAUAUUACAAAUAGUUAAUGAAAAAAUGCUUCAUUUCGAAUGAAAGUCCCCCAUAUUGACCUUAAACUAAUUCGAACAAACAAAACAAAAUAAAAAAAACUUCCCCAUGGAGGAGGUAAGAAAAAUAUAACUAAAAACAACUAUAUUUGACCACACUUUAUACACAAAAAAAAACACACUAAAAUAUACAAUAAUUAUUAUUUAAGACAAAUUAUAUCUAUCAACUUUUGUCAUCAAUUAAAUUAAAAUUUAACUAAAAAAUUGCGAUAAAACAGGAAUAUUGAUACUACAUUUGGCAGACGAACAACUACCCGGGGUAGGAUCCGAGACCGGAGCACACAUACUCUCUCUAAUAUAGUUUUGUUAUUUUGGCUCAAAGAAGGGCGAAUGAAUCCCGUCGCCAAAUCUUUCUCUCUCGCACACACAUAUAUACACACCCACACUUUUACCAUACUGACACACAACCUUCCCAGCAUAAAAGCCGACCUCGGAUCGACCUCGGUCAGCCCUACGCCUAGCCGAUUUAGAGACUUACAUUCUUAUUAGUGAAAAGGAAAACAAGUACUAAGUGAAGAUAAGAGCUGAACGCUGCGAAAUGUAACAAAAAAAAAAAAAGAAACGCAAAUCGAAGCGAAGAGAUUUAAAUGCAUACAUACACACAUAUUUAGGGUAAAGCAGAGAUUGUCUUUACGAAAGAAAGAAAACCAACACAAAAGCACGGAGAAGGAAUACUGAGAGAGAAAGAGAGUAAAUGAAUAAAAUGCCAAAACAACUUGUUUAGUUACAAACAAAAAAAACCCUAGAAGAGGAGAUAAGGAAAGAAGAAGUUAAAAAUAUUAUAAAAGAAAAAAUACCAAAAAAAACAACUUUGCCAUUUUAUUGAUAAAAGGACGAAAUGAAAAAGAACUAUUAUUAUCAAUUAUUAUUAGAAUGGAAGAAAAAAAAGCAGAAAGAAAAGCAAAAAAAUUAACUAAUUUUAUUAUCAAAUUAUUAAUUAUUGAUUAUUAGUAUGGUUCUAUUGCAAUUAUUAUUAUUAAACUGCAAAAGAAAAGAAAAGAAGAAAAACGCGAUACAGAGGAAACAAACCAUAAAAAAUCAUUGAAUAAUUUUGUAUAGUGGACAAACCGAGCCGGUAGCAAGCCGAGAAUCUCCAGCAAAGCGCACUCCCGUCACAUCUCGUGUAAGCAUUUUUUGUGCAAAUCGUCCCACCUUCCGUGCACGUAGUGACGCAGCAUUGACUCAUUAAGCAAACAUAAACGGAAUACAGGAAAAAUAAAACAACUCUAAUCAUCGUUCGUUAAGUUUUCGGUGCCAGCUGCAUGUAGAAGUUAAUUGCAAUUAGUGCGCUACAUAACAAGAAAAAAAUCACAAAUUAACGCAUAGACAGGCACGACCAACGGGCCAGGUAGACACACAAAUGCAUUUAAAACCUAUUGCUGGUGCAGGGGUGUUUUCGAGCAUUUCAAGCUCACCAGGACGAUUGGAAUUGAAGCGGGGGUUAGUCGCGGCAGGAACCGGCUCGGUUUGUCCAGAGAUCAAAUAUAUUAUUAUAUAUGAAGAAAACAUAUUAUUAACUUUAUAACAAAAGAAAAGUAACAAAAUAAAGUUAAAAAUACACUUUUAA
Molecule: messenger RNA, 19835 nt
Organism: Aedes albopictus (Asian tiger mosquito)
Lineage: Eukaryota; Metazoa; Arthropoda; Insecta; Diptera; Culicidae
Gene: bru3
Product: CUGBP Elav-like family member 4
Exons: 14
Coding region: 3016-4239 (407 amino acids)
Biological process (GO): mRNA splice site recognition; regulation of alternative mRNA splicing, via spliceosome
Cellular component (GO): ribonucleoprotein complex; cytoplasm; nucleus
Molecular function (GO): mRNA binding
Source: RefSeq, a predicted model, not a curated record